UCGGUGUUCAUUAAAGCUCGUUGUGUGCCAAACAAACCCAACAAGGUUUAAGAUCUGCAAUUAUCUCACCUCACCAUUUGUUCCAAUAAAUGUGCGUCGACUUUGCCCUUCGGAACCUUAUUCAGCCUGUCUCACUCUCUUUCUUUCAUUUUUUCUUUCUUUCUUCUUUCCUUCCUUCCUUCCUCCCCGUAUUUGGGUCUUUCUCGUUCUCUCCUUGUGUCUCGCUUGUUCCCUACUAGUCUUACCUUGGGGAUUUUUAGUGGUCCCAACAGAGUCAGCCAAGCGUAUGGAAGGCCUGGUGGCAAUGAACCAAUGAAGGCAACAAGGCGCGCCUGGAACGCAGAAAUGGAUCCUGUUGCGCUUCUCGUACCAUCAGCCUUCCUUUUUUGGCUCCUGUCUUGGAUGAAGAUUGUGGUAGUGGCAUUUGUUACUUGUCUUGAGAAGGUGGAACACGUCGUUGACAACCAACAUGUCAGAAACAGACAACACAACCGUAGCCUCAACAGAGCAUGGCCCAGGCAAAUCGGAAGAAUGUGGAUCGACCUCUGUGAGUGACACCCUGCUCUCCGGAGAUAGUUCCCAAGGCAAAUCAUCCGAAAAGACCACGACGAAGACGAGUGCGACGACAGCGUCCUCUUCAUCUAAAACCAAGGAUGAGUAUCUCACCACGGUCAAGCUCACACUCGAGAAUCGUCGAGGGAGUGUGGAUAAUCUGAGACUUAAUCACAAGUGCUCAGACAUCUCACCAACAAACAAAGCGGUUUCCAAUCUUAUGGCUCCUCCUAAUCCCAAUGUACCCAAUCAAGCUCUUCGCUACAAUCGGAUCUUCAAGAAAUCCUCUCAAGAUGGCAAUCUGAUCUUAUUCUUACCUCAGAGAGAGUUGAUCAUCACAGAAAGCAAAGUGGAACCUCUGAUGGGCGUGGCUCUGAUCCACGAAAAUGUGAUCCAUAGUGCCAGCCAUAAUCGGGUUUUUCUUCAGGUGGUCCUAAUCUUCAGAUACGGACGUGAAGACGAGGAACUGAUGGGAUUGCGGUUCUGCAAUGAGAUCGUGAUUGCCGCGGAACAAAUCUACCCAAGUCCCGUGGAAGAGAUCUGUCGAAACAAGUCCAAGCCCAUGACUAACCACGAGGGCUACAUGGCUGUCCCUGUCGUCAUCGAUAUGGGCAUCUCGGCCCCGCCUUCCGUCAGAUUGCUCCCUUGUCGACCCUACAAUGGAGCGCCCAUCGGAACUACAUACGAGGUUCAGUUAUUCGCCGGGAAAUCUCCCGAGGAGUUACCGCGGAAGAGGAAGAUGGUUCAGAUGUCAUUGAGGCUUUAUGAAAGGCUUCCCCGGACACUCCCACCACGAUCUGUGGUGACGGUGGAGAAGAAUUACAUUUUCAGUGAGAACAACCUGUAUUGCCAAGCCAAACUCGACAAUGGAGUCUACUCGGAAUCCGACGAGAUUCUCUUAAAUCUGCUCAUCAAACGACCGGGAGGUCAUGGGGUCAAGAAGCUCAAAGUGGCGAUCAUUCAACAAGUGGGCGUGGCCAUGUUCUCCACAGGAAACUUCAAAAACGUGGUCGGAACGUUCCAAGAGGAGCUCAAUCCGACCGAUUCCUCGUACAAGGCAUCCAUUCCUCUAAAAGUGGAGCUGAACAAAGAGUAUUCUUGGGUGGCCAUGGACGAAACAGCCAAGCGCGAUUCCGACAUCAAACAUCUGGCUCCUUCAGUGAUCCACGCCACCAAGUCCAUGUUCAUUAUACGCGUUCAGUACUACGUGAGUGUCUCGUUAGUUUUUGGCCUCCUUCAGCGAGAUAUCUUGGUCAAAUUGCCUUUCUUGCUCAAACGAAUGGACGAGAAAAAGUUGCUGGGGAAGGCGCUGGCCAAAAGUGGAAUCAAAUAGAGACGACUAGUUUGGUUUGCUUGCAAGAUGUGUAAUUGGAUCAUGAAGACCGAGGAGAAAAGAACUCGUCCUCUCUGUUGGUCUUGCGGUUCCUCAAUCUCGAUGUUGGGUUUGUCCACAGGCAAUUUUGACCAGAUCACUAUAAGAAGGAAAAUCACCCUCGAUCAUCCAUAGUUGACUAAAGACUAUUGUCGUCGUUUUCGUCGUCCUCGUGGUUGCUAUCGUCACGAGUUGGCCGGACGAAGACCAGAGUCCAUUGACAGACUGCUCCAGUUUUGGUUCCAGAUGAAACCCAAUUGCCCUUUGUUGUUCCAUUUUAUUAGAAUUGCAGAGCUGAGUCGACCGCUUCAGCGCAUUAAAAGGCCGCCACCCAGGAUGAAAGACUUAGCUCUAUAGAUUUCCUUGAACGGAAGCAUUUUUAACUUCGCUUGAAACCUUUUUGUCACAAAGAGCAAAAUAACUGUGAACAAUCUUGGCGGAAAAGCUCGUUUACUAUUGACCUUUUUACGAUAGAAAUGUUCUUACAACCAGUAAAUGUUGGUGCUGCCCAUAUCUCCCGGAUGAAACGUAUUCCCCGAACGAAAGCAGUUCUUAUUCAUGAGGAUUUAUCUUUCUGUUCUGCACUUGCCCAAGAAUACCCCCGACCUUCGUAUCCUCCAUGGAUAUCUAAACUUUAAGAACCAUCUUCCUCAGUGUAUCCAUCCUAUUACUUCCUCGUCCCAUGUUCCAUCCCUCUUACAACCUACGUGAGAAUAAAUAUUAUUCAUCUUU
Molecule: messenger RNA, 2656 nt
Organism: Tigriopus californicus
Lineage: Eukaryota; Metazoa; Arthropoda; Copepoda; Harpacticoida; Harpacticidae
Product: arrestin homolog
Exons: 2
Coding region: 470-1885 (471 amino acids)
Biological process (GO): signal transduction; G protein-coupled receptor internalization
Cellular component (GO): cytoplasm
Molecular function (GO): G protein-coupled receptor binding
Source: RefSeq, a predicted model, not a curated record